UCUCUUGUUCUAAAAAAAGUUAGUAUUUGAGUAUGUGACCCCAAAACUUUAUGCUUAUAUUUUUCCCUAGCUCUUCCCUUCACCAUGUUUCUCAACCACUCUCAUUUAUUUCUCGUCAUUGAUUGCUUGCCUGACUUAAACACCCUGUUUCAAUUCCAUUAUAAUUUCUUGUAAGAAAUUAGAAAAAGGAAAUUACAAAGAAAGAAGUAUACUAGAUAGUAGUGUAUUACUAUUACGUGUAUAAGCUUAAAAGUUCUUGAGAGAGAGAGAGAGAGAGAGAGAGAGAGAGAAGAGAUAGGUGGGUGUAUUCACCUUUAAAGUCUUUCAACAACCUCUCAGAGCAUUUAUAGUGAUACAUCUUAUGAGAUUAAAAAUAGACGGUGUAAUGUGAAGAAAACCAGUCUGGCCUUAUUAACUUUUUCACCUAUAAAUCUCUUCUCCAUUACACACUUCACAUUGCAUAAUAAUACACACUUCAUUCUCUCUUUCUUCCUCACUUUCUCUCAAUUUUUCUUCUUCUUCUUUGAUUCUUCCAAUUUUUAACUUUAGAACUUAUAGCUCAACCCUCUUAAAAUGCUCUUCAUUCACAACCAAUAAUAUUGAAUCAUUCUUUAAGGGUUGAGCUUUUGGUUCUUGGGGUGACAAGUGACAACACUAUACUACAAGUUCAAAAAGUUUAAGACAGUGUUUGGUUGGUUGUGACCACUAAAAUGGAAACUUGCACGGCUCUAUUGCUUUUAACGGCGAUUACAGCAUACUUACUAUGGUUCACGUUCAUCUCACGGUCAUUGAGAGGUCCACGUGUCUGGCCACUAUUGGGCAGUCUUCCAGGCUUAAUUGAGAAUUGUGAACGUAUGCAUGACUGGAUCAGCGACAACCUCCGCGCGUGUGGUGGCACGUACCAGACCUGCAUCUGUGCUAUCCCUUUUCUAGCUAAGAAGCAAGGUCUCGUGACUGUCACGUGCGACCCGAGGAACUUAGAGCAUAUAUUAAAGACCCGGUUUGAUAAUUACCCGAAAGGACCAACAUGGCAAGCUGUGUUUCAUGAUUUGUUGGGUGAUGGGAUCUUUAAUUCUGAUGGUAACACGUGGCUGUUCCAGCGUAAGACGGCCGCGCUGGAAUUCACCACGCGGACAUUGCGCCAAGCCAUGGCUCGAUGGGUGAGCCGAGCCAUCAAGGAUCGCCUGUGCACGAUUUUGAAGAAAGCUGAGGUUCAUGGUGAGCCGGUGGAUCUACAAGACGUGAUGCUUCGGCUCACUUUUGAUAAUAUUUGUGGCUUGGCUUUUGGAAGAGACCCGCAGACUUGUGCUACAGGUCUCCCUGAAAAUUGUUUUGCUUCGGCUUUCGACCGAGCCACUGAAGCCACGCUUCAGCGGUUUAUAUUUCCUGAGGUGAUGUGGAAGGUGAAGAAAUGGCUUGGGCUUGGAAUGGAAGUCGGCUUGAGCCGAAGUCUAGCCUUUGUGGACGAGCAUUUGUCAAGUGUGAUUGAGAAGCGCAAAGUGGAAUUGAUGAGUCAGCAGAAAGAUGGGACACUUCACGAUGAUUUGCUGACUAGGUUUAUGAGGAAGAAAGAGUCUUAUUCGGACAAGUUUCUCCAACAAGUGGCGUUGAACUUCAUCCUAGCUGGACGUGACACGUCAUCGGUUGCAUUGAGCUGGUUUUUCUGGCUGGUGAUUCAGAAUCCGAGGGUGGAAGAGAAGAUCCUAACCGAGAUCUGCAUGGUCUUGAUGGAGACACGUGGCGCUGACAUGGAAAAGUGGACGGAUGAGCCGUUGGGGUUUGAAGAAGUUGACCGUUUGGUUUAUCUUAAAGCUGCGUUGUCAGAGACACUGAGGUUGUACCCUUCAGUGCCGGAGGAUUCAAAGCAUGUGGUGAACGACGAUGUGUUGCCAGAUGGAACUUUUGUUCCAGCAGGAUCAUCGGUGACAUAUUCGAUAUAUUCGGCUGGGAGGUUGAAGUCUACGUGGGGUGAGGAUUGCAUGGAGUUUAGACCAGAGAGGUGGUUAUCAUUGGAUGGGACAAAGUUCAUCAUGCAUGACUCUUUCAAGUUUGUUGCUUUCAAUGCUGGUCCUAGAAUAUGUUUAGGGAAGGAUUUGGCAUACCUUCAGAUGAAGUCUAUUGCCGCUGCUGUGCUGCUCCGCCAUCGUCUUGCGGUGGUUCCUGGCCACCAAGUGGAGCAAAAGAUGUCACUCACCUUGUUCAUGAAAAAUGGUCUCAGGGUUAAUGUUUACAACAGGGAUUUGAAGGGUGUUUUGGCAAAUAUCCAAAAAGAAAAGGAGGGGGAAAUUCAGGGGAAAGUGUCCAAUGAUUUGAAAUGCAAUGGAAGUUAGUCUGGUUUUUCAAAAGAGGAGAAUUUAGAAUUCAGCCAUUGGAGCUUUAAUUAAUUUAUAGAACAAGAGAGAACAGGGUGGGAAAAAACAGAGAAAAACAAUAAAAAAUAACAGGGUAUAUUUUAUUCAUGGUAUGUUAUAUAAAUUUAUAAUUCAUAUAAGAAUUGUCGGUGGAUUGAUUUCUUUUUAUGGGGUUGUAGGGUGGAUGUAUGCUUUCUCUCAAUCCAUCUUGUAGAAUCCUUGCAAAUAUUCAAUUGUAAUUCUUUAUUUCUUCUCCAUUUUCAUGUUUUCUGUUUUAA
Messenger RNA from Cicer arietinum (chickpea), 2629 nucleotides. Its product is annotated as cytochrome P450 86A8. Gene Ontology annotation, molecular function: iron ion binding; oxidoreductase activity, acting on paired donors, with incorporation or reduction of molecular oxygen; monooxygenase activity. NCBI's taxonomy places the organism in Eukaryota, Viridiplantae, Streptophyta, Magnoliopsida, Fabales, Fabaceae. The record is from RefSeq and is a predicted model, not a curated record.